Molecule: messenger RNA, 13010 nt
Organism: Camelus dromedarius (Arabian camel)
Lineage: Eukaryota; Metazoa; Chordata; Mammalia; Artiodactyla; Camelidae
Gene: SNX19
Product: sorting nexin 19
Exons: 9
Coding region: 421-3105 (894 amino acids)
Cellular component (GO): intracellular membrane-bounded organelle
Molecular function (GO): phosphatidylinositol binding
Source: RefSeq, a predicted model, not a curated record
GCCCGGCAAGCCGGCAGCCCUGAGGGAAGCCGGGCUGCGGAGCGCGGGUGAUCGGCCGCCCCAGCCCGGCGAGGGCCCCUCUGAGGAGGCCGCGGAGGAGGCGCCGUUGCGUCCGCUGCAGUCGGAGCUCGGCGUGAGCCGGUCCCGGGCGCCCCGGUUUACAGCGUCAGUAAGUGUUUGGCUCCGAGGCCCGGGGCCGCCGCCCGGGCACCAUGCAGGCCGCAGGGCUGUGUCCGCGGGCAGCGCCCCUGCCGGAAGGGGCUGCCGCGGGGCCGAGCCGCCGAGCCGCCCCUGCCGCCCGGCCCUGCCCGUAGGGCGUCGGGGCCCGCAGCACGGCCGCGCCCCCGUCAGCGCCCCUCCCGCCGGCUCUGAAGUGGAGUAGGAGGCGGUGGUCCGGGGAGCCCCCUGCUCCCGUCCGCCAUGAAGGCGGAGGCGGCCGCCUCGUCGCAGGAGCCCCCGACCGGGCCCGACGGUGGCGUCAGUAACCUGCUGAGUAGCCGGAAGCUGGUGGCCGUGGGGGCCGUGCUCGGCUGGCUUCUGGUCAUCCACCUCCUGGUCAACGUGUGGCUUCUGUGCCUUCUGUCUGCCUUGCUGGUGGUCCUCGGAGGAUGGCUGGGCUCCGACGCCAUCGUGGGGGCUUCAGGUCGGCUGCACCUGGAACGCUUCAUCCCGAUGGCCACGUCCCCCCCAAGCCCGGAGGCAGAGCGGCAGCUGGAGCAGGAGAUCGACCGCACUAUCCGGAUGAUCAUGCGGGACUUCGUGUCGUCGUGGUACCGCACGGUGAGCCAGGAGCCAGCCUUCGAGGAGGAAAUGGAGGCGGCCAUGAGAGGGUUGGUCCAGGAGCUCCGGAGGAGGAUGGCCAUGGUGGACAGGCAUGCUCUGGCCCAGAGGGUUCUGACUCUCUGCGGUUGUCACCUGCAGAGCUAUAUUCAGGCAAAGGAGGCCACGGCAGGGCAGCAGAGUGGCACAGUGGAGCCCUCCCAGCUCUGGGAGGCUUACUGCCGGGUCACCGCCCCACAUCCUGCUGUACAGAGUCCCAGCGCUGAGGUCACCUAUACACGUGGCAUCGUGAACGCGGUGCUUCAAGGACUGGUGCCAAAGCCCCACUUGGAGACCCGGACCGGUCGCCAUGUAGUGGUGGAACUCAUUACUUGCAAUGUAAUCUUACCACUGACCAGCAAGCUCUCAGAUCCUGACUGGAUCCACCUUGUACUAGUGGGCAUCUUUUCCAAGGCCAGAAAUAAUCCAGAAGAAGUGGUGAAACCACUUUGCCCGGCCAGUGCCCUGGAACAGCCCUCGGUGCCCACAUCUCUGCCUCUGACUGUUGAGGAACAGAGCCCACCAGAGGUGAGAGCUCCGUCCCCAGCAGCAGCCCCCCUGCUCCUCAACUGUAGUGAGCCAGAGGGGCCCCCACACCCCUCCCCAGAAGUUGAAGAAGGCUGUGAAGCACUCGAGGGAGACUUGGGGGAAGUACUGGAAGAAAGAAAAGUUGGAAACAACUCUUCUCAUUUCCUGCAGCCAGAUAUUCGAGGCCCCCUGUUCUUGUGUGACGACACAGAGCUGGAGUCCCCAUUGUCUGAACUGGGCAAAGAAACCAUCAUGCUUAUGACCCCAGGCAGCUUCCUCUGUGACAGGAUCCAGGACGCCCUGUGUGCCCUAGGAGGUUCCCAGUCCCUGGAGUCUAAGGACGGUGAGAGAGCCAGAGGAAUUGAAGGGGCAGAAGCUGAGGAGGGUCCAGGAACAGAAGCGGAGACAGGCCUGCUUGUCUCCAUGCUGAACUCCUGCCCAGAGAUCCAGAUUGACGCAGCAGACAAGGAGGCAGAGCAAGGAGAUGUCACCUCUCAUACAACUUUGCUGGCCAGUCCGGAAAGGACGUGCCCCUCGCGACCCUCGUGCUUAGAGAAAGAUCUCACCGAUGGUGUGAGCUCCCUAGAUCCUAGUCUGCCACAGGUUCUGCUUUCCUCCUCCCCACCUGGUCCCCUCAGCUCAGCCACCUUCAGCUUUGAGCCCCUCAGCAGUCCAGACGGCCCCGUUGUCAUCCAGAACCUUCGUAUCACCGGCACCAUCACUGCUCGCGAGCACAGUGGCACCGGGUUCCACCCGUACACGCUCUACACGGUGAAGUACGAGACGGCCCUGGACGGCGAGAGCAGCGGCGGCCUGCAGCAGCUGGCCUACCACACCGUCAACCGCCGCUACCGCGAGUUCCUGAACCUGCAGACCCGCCUGGAGGAGAAGUCAGAUCUACGGAAGUUCAUCAAAAAUGUGAAGGGUCCUAAAAAGCUCUUUCCAGACCUUCCAUUUGGAAACAUGGAUAGUGACCGAGUGGAAGCCCGCAAGAGCCUCUUGGAAUCAUUCCUAAAGCAACUCUGCGCCAUUCCUGAGCUCGCUAACAGUGAGGAGGUGCAAGAGUUCCUUGCCCUGAACACAGACGCGCGCAUCGCCUUCGUCAAGAAACCGUUCGUGGGCUCCCGGAUAGACAAGACCGUGGUGAGCGCGAUCGUGGACACCUUGAAGACAGCAUUUCCUCGCUCCGAGCCCCAGAGCCCCACCGAGGAGCUGAGUGAGGCAGAGACAGAAAACAGACUCCAGACAGAAGGCAAGAAGGCCAGCAAGUCCAGACUGAGGUUCUCAUCCAGUAAAAUUUCUCCAGCACUGAGUAUAAGUGAGACACACGAGAAGAUUCUCUAUUGUUUCCGGGAAGGCGGUGUGGAGUCAGAGAUCCUCUCCACAUCUGGGAUGGAAUCCUUUAUUGAAAAACAGACGAAGUUACUCGAGAUGCAGCCAGCGGACGCCCCAGGGAAAGAUUCCGAGCAAAUCUCCGAAGGGUGCGUGGCUGGUCACGUGUCGGACGCAGCCCUGCCAGCCCAAGACCUCGGCAGCAGUGACCCAGGAGCAGAGACGGAGUUGGCUGACACAGCCCUGGAUCUGCUGCUUUUGCUGCUGAUGGAGCAGUGGAGAUGGCUGUGUACGGAAAACAUGCGGAAAGUUCUUCAUCUCAUCUUUGGGACGCUAAUUCAGAGUGACUUUGGGAAGCAGUCAAGGCAAGAAGUCGUCCGUUUGUUAAGAAGGAGGCCAGUUGCAGAGAGUCCAUUCGACUUCUGAGCAGCCAGGCUGCGGGGCUGCUUGCCUGUCACAGCACGCGCUGUGACCCUUGUGGCUCCGCUGGCUGCCGAGUUUCUCUUCUCCAGAAGGGGGCCGGCCCCUCUGAUGUGCAGUAUUGGGGUGAAAGCUGUGGUGGCCUCUUCCUGACAGGACUCUCUCUGGCUUGGAGCAGAGACACGACGGUUGCAGAGACACAGGGAGCCACAGGUUGUGAGAAGACUUCCUGCUGCUGCUUUUACUUGGACCGAACAGAUGACAGGCAGAAUGUGCGCCUGACUUUGCCCGGCUUUGCGCUCCGGCAGCUCUGCUUUCUCGGAGCUGGACCGUGGUGCGUGGGUAGCAGCGCGGUGUGGGGCUGAGAAAGGCUGCUCUGAAGGCCGUGGUGGGUGCUAGAUUUGUGUGAUAAUCUUUGAAACUGGAAUCCUGAGUGUCACAGCGCUCAGAUCUAGAACAGGUUUCUAAAGGUCCUCGCAGUCAGUCUCAUUUUUCCAGUGAACACAGAACCGCCAGGUGUCUCCCUCUUCUGCAUUUGUUGAAAAGGUAGUCUGACUGCUGCUUUGGGCCACUUCUUGCGUGAACAUUCUGCUCCCUUCUUUUCUUCUCACUAGUUUCAAGUAAGGGGCUGGAGUCAGUUCGCUGCUGCUCCGUCCACUGGGGCACCCCCAGAAUACAAGUGUGCCUCACGGUCCUCACAGCCCUUUUGCUUCUGUCUGACUUCAGUCUCUUGUAUCCUCUGGGCCUAUCUCCCAGGAAAACUGACAAAAACACAGUGUGGCAGUGGUCCCCUCUCCAGGGCCCGCGGGGUGUGCAGGGUCCAGAGCACAGCUGGCCCUCCCUGCCUCCCGCCUGUCUCCCCUGCCAGGGGAGGGCGUGACCAGGUGUGAGUGCGUGGAUUAUUCACAAGGAAUUCUUAAUUCCAGCUCAGCUGACUCCUUACCCAGUGUACUUGUAACAUCACCCUACAGCUGGUGUGUUGGGCCACAGUUUAAUUUUAAUAUGAGCCUAAACAGAAGAUUGUUAGGAAAAUUAAUCUGCCAAACGUUUCCAUAAAUACGUAUAAAAUGCCAGAUACAAAGGGUUUCUAGAUCGUCUGCUUUGUUUUAACCUGUUACCGUCCUCCUCCGAAAGCCCACAGUCAGCUCACUGUCCUCGUGCUGCUUCGUGGGUCGGGACGUUUGCCUUCCGCACAGCUGUGUCUGCGCUGUGGGCCACACCGUGCGAGCAGGGUCGUCCCUUUACAGCGCUGACUCACUUAGUGACUAAUACACGCUGAUCACCUGCUGUGUGCCAGGCACUCAUGUUAAGUGAUUAAAAUACAAAAAAGACCCCACGUUCCUUCCCUAAGUUCCCCGCUCAGUUGGAGAUGCAGCCUCACAGAUAGGGAGUUACCGUGUGAAGUUCUUUAGAAAGACCUGUGUACGAUUCGGAGAAGGGACUGAGUAAUCAGCUGUAAGAGACCCGGGGAAGGUUUAUAGAGGAGGUGAGUCUGAGGGGGGGCGGAAAGGGUGAAGGCACACCGCGCGCUGACUGGAGAACGGAGCACUGAAGGCAGCGGGGGGACCUUGAGGUGUGAUGGGAGCGCGCCGUGUGGCCAGAGCGGCCGAGAGCGCGCGGAAGGCGCGGUGGGCGCGACUCACACAGAGCCCUUGCACCCUUCAGGGAACAGAGGGUUCCGCCCCCGUCUGGGGGAUUUUUUAAGAGGACCCAAAGGAGUCUUUCUCUGACACACACAAACACACAAGCACGUUCAAAUGGGAAGCCAUUUAGAAAAUUUAAAUGGGCGAUGACACGAUCAGCUUUGUAACUCAGAAAAAUCGCUUCAGUAGUGCCGUGGAGGACUGACUGAGGCAGCGUUAGAGCCAGGAAACAAGUUAGGAAAGGGUUAUACUGAUAGUGAAAUGAUGGGGACCUCAGCCAGGAUCACCGCCGCAGACAGAAAGGGCCAAUGUGCUACCAGAGGGGGUGUCGGGGCACGGUCACCCAGAGUCGUAAGUGUUGAAUACCGAUGUGGUUGCGGGGGCUGGUGGACUGGGGCAGGGAAAAGGAGACCCCAGGGACUGGCUGUCUGCCUUGUGGGCCGACAGAAGGGCUGCUGUCUUUCUGAGCAGGGUAUCUGAGUUGUGGUGGUGAGUCUGGUUACUUAUUAAAUUGGUAGGUUAGGGCCUACUUCUGUGCAAAAAUAAAUGAUGACGGGAGGGAGCGUGGACUGUACUUCUAAUAAUUUUGAGAUUUUUGAAAGAAAACCUGAUGGGGAAGGGGCAGAUUGUACUUGCAUCUUUUCUUCUGUCCGCAAGUUCUGUCUCUGGAAGAAAAAGGAAAACGUGGGAUGAAUAGUUAACUGUGAAGCUGGUUCAGAGGAAAGGUUUUUACAUUUUCUUACUAAGAGUUCUAACGCUGGAAGUUAUCCCUGAGAGUUCUGAAAUAAGGUUGAACUCAUUCAGUAAAUAUUUGACAGCUUAUUACCUGAACGGCACUGUUACAGUAAGCGCCCAGGAAGAUGUCAAAACGAAGCGAGAGCCCCGCCCCCAAACCCUUACACUCCUAGUCAUUUGGCCGCUACAAGGAGCUCAGCCAGUAUGUGUGGAGUAAGUGGAACAAACCAGUUAAAAGAAGAUUCCAGCGAGGAAGGAGGAGAACCAGCAUCCAGCGACACGAGGGUGGUUUGCCUGCGAUCAGACUACAGGUGGACGUCCGUGAGAAGCAGGCGGGCACGCGUGCGCAGUGCACAGAGCAGGCCUCAUGGCGGGCGAGAAUGGUGUCUGGUGAGCCUGAGCUCAGAAGGAGCUGAUGUUGUGGACAGUUGUUCGCGGGAAGACUUUUUUUUAAAAAAAACACGUAUUAAAAGCAAGAACAAAGGAAAAUAUAGGUCAGCUGUCUGGUACAGACGCCGUAGUGUUAACUAGUUAUAUUGAGAACUCAUUGAUUUAUUCAACAAUGACUUGGUCUACUGUUUGCUAGGCUAUUUAAUUUCUGGUUUUUCCAUAAAGGAAAAUGGUCUAACAAGAAGAAUUGAGCAAACAUGAGUAAACGAGAAUUUAAGACUGAAAUAGGAAUGAAAGUAAUAAGAGAGCAUUCAGUCUGCUUUAAAACUCGUGUUCCUGACGUGGGUGAGUUGAAAGCAUUUGUAUUCAUCUUUGAAGACCCAGAUCAUUAAGAAAGUUUUCAUCUGGAGACGGGCUGGGGUGGAGAUGGACGGAUGUCUGGCCUUUAAACAAAGGAUACAGGUCCCUGACCCUGACAUUUAUCUUUUGAAAUUUCUGAAGCCAGUGAUUAGAUAUGUUUUGUGAACACUCGGGAAGGGAAACAGCGAGCCCUAGAAGCCAGAGAACGUUCCGCGGGCACCCGCCUGCCUGGUGAGCGUGGCUUCUUUCCCUCAGCGGGACGCUCGGGCCAUUCAGUGAGAGGGGUGCGCUGGUGUGUCUGCUGUCUGUGAAUUUCUUCAGGCUUGUGCCACGUUUUUAUAAUGUCCACAUGGAGGUACGUGGCCUGGACUGUGGCACUUCUAAAUGUCCCAUUGUUAGUUGGGUGUCUUCAGUCCAAGUGUCUAACAGGUUGAGAGCCCGAAGGGUGGUUUCCAGUGACAGAGCGCUGCAUUGUACUUAUCCUGACCAUCAGUAAAUUUGCAAGUAACUCUAAUCUUAGCGGUAUAAUUAAUAUUUCAGAUGACACAAGUCAAGAUUCAGAAAGAUUUAGAAAGUUUAGAAUGAUAAUCUAAAACAAACAAGAUGGAAUUAAAUAGAAGUAAAUACUGUAACUCAGAAUUCAGAUUUUUAAAAUUACACAAGCACAAAAGGGCAAGCUGAGGCCUAGCAGAGGGGCACGUGGUUUUCUGUUAAGGUGCAUACGUGGGCCUAAGGCUCCAGCUGGCUGCAGACUCAGUGUGAGUCCGUGCUUUGAUGUGUGUGCCCAAAAAGGCAACUCCGCCUUCUGACUGUAUUAAUAGAAGUAUGGUGUCUGGAUCAAGGAAGGCACUGGUCCUCUGCAUUCUUUGCUGCUCAGGGCACAUCUGGAGGUUGCGUUUGGGUUCUGGGUCCUCCAUUUUAAGAGACUCUGACAAAGCAGCACACAGCCCGAGGAUGGAACCAGGGUGGGGAAUGGUUCCUUUCUCUCCUUCACUCGUCUGAUAUUGAGAGUCUUCUGCGUACUCAGCUCUGAGGUCGGUAGAAUCAAGGGUGUAUAGCUUGUGGAGGGGACUUAGCAGAGAAAUAAGAGCUGAAUUUAAAAGUGCAAAGUGUUGUCUUUUGAAAGAACUUUGACCUAGUAGCUUUAAUAUCUCCUGUUAAACUUCUGAGGGCAGAAGUAGGAGCAAUGACCAGGAGUUACGAAGAGGCAGGCUUUGGUGGCCCAUCUUUGAGAAGCAUCCCUAACGCACUGAAAUUAUCCUUUUCAGGAAUCAAGUAACUUCCCCAAAGGCGCAUUCCUAGUUGGUGGCAGAGUUAGGAUAAAAGCCCAACUCUGGAUUCCCAGGCCAGAGCCCCUGGCUCUGCCACGAUAUUACACAGGGGAGUUCUGCCUGGGGAGGAGGCUGGACAGGGGUGAACUCUCCCUUCCAGCUCUAAAGCUGUAUGUGUCUGUAAGCCUUUGCUACAAAUAAUCCCUUUUUUCUCAGUGUUUUCAUUCAUGAGUUGGUGAGAGUUGGUGAGAUAGGAAUGGAUAACCACUAAGGCUCAACAGAGGAUUUCUUUAACUUCCUUGAUAAAAAAUACUUCAAUUCUUAAAACAUAUUAAUUUUAUAUCUGCAAUAAAAAUUUUUCGUGGCUAGAUAUAAAACUGUGGCGCUCAGAUUCUUAAAUCGUGGUGUUUGGGCAGUAUUUCAUCUUCCCUUGAAGCACAUGGUUUAAAGAUGUGGAUCCAGGAUUUAAAACAUGAAAGCAAAACUCAGAGAAGUUGUGUGCGACCCUGUGAACCGCUUUAGAUUUCACAGCAGUCAGUGGGAGACAGAAACAGGAGCUUCUCGCCCUUGCAGUUCAUCCCCUCCUCAUUCUCCUCCCGGCGCAGGGCAGGAGAGGAUGGGAACCGAGAUACACAGGCAGAGGGCAGCGAUGCUGAGACACGGCCCAGCAGCCUGCAUCUGGCUGGUUGUAGGACCGGGAAGCCUAGAGCCGAGAGCUGAUGGGGAACCAUGUAUAAACAUGAGAAGGGGCCGCAGUGGGAAAGCAGAGGCCUGGGAAAGGAAUCGCAGGGAAGGGAGCUGUGGCUUCUGUCAGGUGUGAAGUUGGCGAGAACAACUUGUCGAUGAGUGGGAAGCGCUCUGGAUCCACACCAUUGCCCGCAAGCUCCCCUUCUCCCCACCCUGGAGGUGGAGGCUGCUGGUUUACCGAGCAGCUGCUGGAAGGAGUGCGCUGGGGCUGUGGGUAUGGAACACAUACCUGGGUGUGAGCCACUGGCAAACUUCAUUUUACAGGGUGCUUGGGGGUGGGUGGAGGGGGGCCUGUUUCCAAGAGGCUAAAAAUGUGGCUUGAGUUUUUCCUCCUUCUCUUGGAACUCUUAAUUCCUUAUACUAUGUCAGUGUUUUCCAAACUCCUACUUCAGCUCACAGUAAGAAACACCUUUUUCAUCAUGACCUCCCGUGGACACACACACAAAGACCCAGCUUCUGUAUCCACAUGGUCACGCAGACGUGGAACAGAAGGCUGCACUUGUGUGAUUUCUCUUCUUACCUACUUCCAUUUACGUGUUUCUGAAUGUUGUCACAGACCACAGAGCAGAUGACCUGUUCCCUCUUGCUGUUCAGCCCACAGUUUGAGAAAUACUCUAUGCCAUGAUCCGGUGGCUUAAAUGACAGUGAACCCUGCGCUGAGGGUGACAGAAUGUAUCUACACUUCUGAUCUGUAGAUGUGUUUACGGUGAGAGAAGCUUUAACCGCAUCUCCCCUUUCUCUCUCUUUCCCUUUGAGCCAUGUCUGGCCCAUCUGGCCGGCCGUGUGCGUGGGGCAGUCGCCUCGGUGUUGAAUGCAGGGGGGCAGGGACGAGUGUCCUGGUCUCUCACUUGGGCUGCGCGGGUGCUUUUGUUAGAAUACUGCCAUCACUCUCAUGGACGUCUUCUGUGCUGUUUCACAGUUCUUCUCCCCUCCCCUCCCCAUUAAGCCGUAAUCGCUCAGGGCCCUCCUUGGCUCAGCCAUAGCGGCAACCUGGGAAAAGAAGUGAAGGGAGUUUGGCCGGUCAGAUUAGACGUGGUCCCUAACGCUUUCUCUCCUUACUCUGGAGAUGUGCUUCUGCUGUUUUGAUGGGAAGCGACCUUCUGCUGACCUUGAAGUGCCAUCUUAAGCCCUAGUAUUAAACUGUCUCCUUUUUAGCCACUGCUUCAUUCCCUGAUCUGUAGCUGUUUCAGACCAGCCCCUGUGGACGUGGACUGGACGUGCACCCCCAGUGCAGCAGGUGCCCUGGUCUCUGCAUGCUCCCCCCUCCCCGUCUGGCAUCAGAGAGGCCCUUGCAUGUCUCAGUGUUGGUCUGUUGUUGGUUUUUUCUCGCUUUAUUGCCUCUUCUGGGCCCCCCGUACUUGGGGCUUCUAGAUGCUCAGAAUCAUCCGAGGUGGCCUGACAGAACAGGCCUGGUCUGGCUUGCUUUCUUCUUUUCUUUGGGAGAAAGAUAGGAAUGCAGAAGAAGACAGAUCUAAGUCAGGUAGCAGAGCCGGAACAGUAGUGAAAAUAAAACCAGUGCUAUUUGGGGCUAUUCUCUGCCGUAUUUAUUUCAGCAUAUUUACCUCAUGCAUCUUGUAUUGCAUAAACAAUAACAUUUGUAUUUAGUAAAUGAUUUCUUAUAAAUAAAUUGUAAAUAGUAAAUAGUCCAAGGGAUGCGUGUGUGUCCACCUUGAAACUUCAGCUCUCUGCCAGGGUCAUCGUGGGAGCAACAGACUCCAGAAGCUGAUGCUGGACAGGCUGCUGUGAGACACUGCACUGCAGACACAUAAAGCCCAUUCUUUUUGCUUCAAGACACAGAUUUCUUUUUAACCUUCUCACUCCUGGGUUAAGAGCAGGAAGACACCAUGUGGAGCAGAGAGAAAAGGGAGCCAAGGAGGGGCCAGUCUCUCUUUAACACCCCAGGGCCCAGGCUCCUUGCUUCCUCUGCUCCAGCCCGGGUUCGGGACUGAGGGGUUCACACAGUUAGGUACAGCGUGGUGGUGUGUCUGGAGGUUCACUGUGGAAUAAAAGGAAGGGAAAUGGGGGUGAAGGAGAGAAAGGUCAUGAAUGAAGCAACCCCUGCCCUCCACGUUGUUACCAGUGGUUUAAGUGGGAGGCGCGGGGCGAGGCAGACGGUCCAGACCCCUGGACCCGGCCGUUUGUGGCUCAGGACGGCACCGUCGGGGCCGCCUGUGGCUCACAGGCUGCGCUGUGUCCCGUGAGGGGCAGGGCAGUGGCGGCAGUGGCGGCAGUGCGGUGGGUCCCUUGGGGUGGGCCUCACCACUGUCCCCUCCCAGCUUGGGACGCUCGUCGUCCGUGGGGCAAGCCCACACCUCAGAAUCCUGUGAACAGAAAAGUGCGGCCCCUCGUCUCCGCGAGCUGCCUGGGGCUCGGACGUGAAAGCGGGCCCAGCCCGGUGCCCAGGAGGCGGGAGGAAGCCUGUGCGCUCUGAGGGGAGGCGGGGCGGGGAGAAGCCGGGAGAGUGACGGUCGGAGUCUGGUGCACCGACCUGGGCCGCGGGCUGUGAGGCAGAGCAGGGGCGCGGGGACUGCGGCGCCCGCUCUCGGGGCCAGACUCCCCUUUCACAUGUGAAGUUUGGUUCAGUCCUCCGGUUUGCACAGGUCCUGUGGUUACAUUCCUGGACUGGCUCUUCCAGGGCCUCCUGUCGGCGAGCUCUGCGCUGCAGGGCUUACGGUGCGGAGCGGUGCCCGUUCCACCGCAGCUGGUGCUGUGCCUGGAGAUCUCGGGGCUCUUUGUCAGCAGCUCUGCUCAGCCCCCGUAGCCUGCUUUGACUUGCCGGCUUGUCCUCAUCGGGCACUUAUUCUUACGUUUUCGUACUUGGGUUCCUCUUCCCAACGUUCCCGUUUAGAGCUUGAUAAGUUACAGUCAUGUAGAUGUGCAUAAAUGUGUAUUUUGCCAGGGGCUCAUAUUUGUCUGGCAUCCAGCACGUGUGCAUGAGGAGCUCAGUCACCGUGGGAGGGAACAAAGAGGACAUCCUUGCCCAGUGCAGCCCGAGGGCCUGUCUCCAUCCGCGAAUGGCCGCUGCUUCAGUGCCAUGGGGCCCGCACGGUGUAGCACGCGCCCAGGGUGACCAGGUGCCCGGACGCGCUGCUGUGCGUUGUGCUCAGUUGGGAAGGGCCAAGUGGGGGCUGAGCUCGCUCCGCAGAGUGGAGGCGCAGGCGCUACUGACUCGGGACAGACGUAAGGGCAGGUGGCUUAUUGGACGCGUCUGUGCACAAGAAACUAAUGCUGGCUGAAGCCUCUUGCUGAGGAUCCUCCUGGCUCCUUGGAGGACUUAGGUUUUUUGGCUCUCAAGUCCUUCCUCCUCCCCCUCAGGUCACUUCGUCAUUCACCUUAGCAAAGUCACACUGUGUGCGGCUCGAGGGGAAGAGGAGCUGGACCACCUGAUCCCCUGCCAAGAGCCUGCUCGGGUCAGUGCACCCGCUCCGUGACCCCCUUCUAUAAACAGGAGCAGGCAUUCUUGCUCCUGGAUCCCUUUUGUCAGCGUCUUAGGCCUGCUGAAUGAAAAGCCCUGUGAAAAGGAGAUGCGGCCCUAAUAAUAACAAUACUAUCGUGGUGGCUAUUUGGGGCCGGAGCAGCUUUGUGCCGCUCUUGAUCUCCAUCGAUGUCUGCCAUUCUUGCCCUGCCGUUACCUUUCGGACUUCCUAUUCUUAGAAUCAUCUGUGAGCCCUGGGCUUGGGGGAUUGCAGCCCCCAACGCUGGAAUGCCUAGCUUGAGUGGAAUGCAGACUGUCUGGCAGAGUGGAGGUUAAAUAAAGUUUGCCUUGGCAGCCCCCUCUGCUCCUGGAUGGGCGACAAGUAACUCGGGUGUAGAAGCGAUGGCACGAGCUGCCGUGCGGUGGGGACCAGAGCCCUCCAUGCCUGAGUGGAGUGGUGGACGGUCCACUCGUUGCAGUCGCGGCCGUGCCAAGGAGGCCUCUGCCGUCCUGAACCUCAGGUGGUGACCAUACUGCUCUGGAAGAUGCAGAGACAAAUAAGGAAUAAGGUCGAAACGCCCUGCAGGAACUGCAGGCUUGGCGUUACCUGCCCCCUCGGUCAUUGGCUCAUUUUUGAAAGAAAGACAAAGAGGGAAACGUUCGUUGUAGUGAGAACAGCUGCCAGGCGGUCCGCAGACCUCCCCCGGGGAGCUUUGGUCGUGGGGGCUCUCGUUUCCUUACAGUUAGUUGGAAAGUCCAGCUAUGAAUACGUGAGAAAAUAAUUUCUAUUCCAAAGAGAGAUCCUAACCCCGCACCUGUGCUGUAGAGCUGAGUGCCGAAGGCGGGGUAAGGAGAGAGCGCCCUUCUGGCUGGAACGGCCAGGAAGGACUGCGUGGGGGACGUGGGGUUAAACAGGUUUUGCCGGAAGAGCAGGCUUCUGCUACUGGAACAGAGACCGCCUGGCCUGUUGGGGGUCAAGGGCAGGGGUAGGGAGUCCCAAGGACGGGUCACGGGACUUGAUGUGGACGGGGUGGCCGGCGGAGGGGCUCGUCGCUCUGCAGGCCGUGUGUGCGCGUUCCUGAGAAGGGACAGUGCUCCGCCCCGGAGGGCAGCUGGAAAGGAGCGGCCUCCCCCAGAGCCCGGGGCCCUGGGGUGUUCUGUUCUAAAACUCCUGGUACAAUCUGUAGCUCGUAGCAGACACUCAGUGAAUAAAAAUAGUGCUGUUACUCCUCACCUUCAGAUUCUGUGCCCCCAGGUGGUUGAACUGGCUUGGUGUCACCUGCGAGAGCCGGCUGCCCUGUUCCGUCUGUGCCCGACUCACGCCUUGCUGUGCCCUUCCCCUCAGGGCCA